GGGCAUCCCACCAUCUUACUCAUCCGACAUCUCACAUUGGAUGUUUACUUCCCCGCUGCAAAGUGCAAAAAGUAUAUCACACAGUCGUAUUCAACCAUUGUCUCCAUCGAAGCCCUUGUUUCAAACAGCAGCCCUUGGCCAGAGACAUUUAAACCUUAAACUGACCUCUGGAUUCUGGAUUCUCUUUCAUUACUCAUCACCGACGCUGAUAUAAGAGAUAUAAGAGAGAAGCACGAUUAAAAACUCUGCCCCUGAUAUCCCAGAAUUUACCCGGCACAUUACACGACCUACACACCAGAAUCUGAUCACGAGGUUCAGCACCCCUUUCUCACCUACAGGGGGAGAUCUGCAUUACACAUCUUAUUGACAAGACCUUAUGCACAAUUAAGAAAUUGAGACUUUGCAAAGGAAUCUAUGAUACGCAGGCUAAUUGAGAGGGAGGAAUAAACUAUCGCUCAUCUACCGAAUCUAUAAAUACAAAGGCCUAUCAAUCCAACUCUGGUCACGAGACCAACCUUCUCACUUCCGAAAUCAUGACUACCUCACCACCAGAAGAAACCCACCCUAAAGUUCCCAAACCCGCCUCCGCACCCGAAUCCACACCCAUAACCACACCUCCCGCCGCCCCCGAAACCUACGAAGAAACCAACGUUCAUGAAGUCUACGAGCAAAUCGCCUCCCACUUCUCUUCCACCCGCUACAAAGCCUGGCCCAUCGUGAAAUCCUUCCUCCAAGGUCUCGCGCCCGGGUCAAUAGGUCUCGACGUCGGAUGCGGCAACGGCAAAUAUCUCCUCGUAAACCCUGACGUCUUCAUCAUCGGCUCCGAUCGCUCUACAAACCUAGCAAAAAUAGCUAGUUCUCACCAACCCCAUUCGGCAAUCGUAGCCGAUACUUUAGCAUUACCUCAUCCAGAAGGUAGUUUUGACUUCGCGAUAAGUAUAGCGGUCAUCCAUCAUUUAUCGACGCCAGCUCGUCGUCGUGAAGCUGUCCAAUCCAUCCUCGCCACUCUUUCUCCUUCAGGAAAAGCACUCAUCUACGUCUGGGCCCUCGAACAGUCCUCUUCUCGACGGGGGUGGGACGAAACAAACCCUCAAGAUGUAAUGGUCCCAUGGGUAAUGCGUACCGGCAAAAAAGUCGCCGCAGAUGGAAGUAUUACGCAACCAGCUUCAGAAAAAACCUUUCAACGCUACUACCAUCUGUAUCGGGCCGGCGAACUGGAGGAGGAUAUCAAAACUGUAGGAGGCACGGUACUAGAAAGUGGGUAUGAAAAGGAUAAUUGGUGGGCCAUUUGCUCUCAGCGAGAUUCACCCACACCCCGAGCAUCAGAACCCAUAGUAUGAUCUUGCUCUCACGGGAUAAACACGGGAGAUCAGCAGCAACUCGGGAUCUUCCUGAACCGAGACGUUGAUUGAAUAUGCGCUGAUGCGUCAGACUGCACACAUACAUACAUGCAAAAACCAUGAUCGGCGUCGCUUUGGUCACAGAGAAGGUGGCAGGACCCGAGUCGAGGAAGCGCCAGUGUCGUACAAAAUGGACCGGGAGGUCAAUAUCCACUUCUUCCAAGACGCCAGCCGAGAAAUAAAGUUCAGCCUGUUGGUAUUAAUGCACCAUGAGAACUUGAAUACUGCACCAUUACCCGCUGGACCUGAAGACUAUGUCCAGAAAUCAGAGUCUGUACAUGUUCCCGUGAAAGAUAUAUCAACACAUGCAUAGGUAGAUAGACAAAUCAAAGAAGCAAUUAGAAGAAUAUAAAAGGGUUA
Messenger RNA from Botrytis cinerea B05.10, 1760 nucleotides. It is a transcript of the gene Bctrm9, whose product is annotated as Bctrm9. Gene Ontology annotation, biological process: tRNA wobble uridine modification. The record is from RefSeq and is a predicted model, not a curated record. Gene Ontology annotation, molecular function: tRNA binding; S-adenosylmethionine-dependent methyltransferase activity. The transcript has a single exon. Gene Ontology annotation, cellular component: nucleus; cytoplasm. Bases 534 to 1340 code for a protein of 268 amino acids. Lineage: Eukaryota; Fungi; Ascomycota; Leotiomycetes; Helotiales; Sclerotiniaceae.